Manis javanica (Malayan pangolin) is the source of this 4266-nucleotide messenger RNA. Lineage: Eukaryota; Metazoa; Chordata; Mammalia; Pholidota; Manidae. The record is from RefSeq and is a predicted model, not a curated record.
UGAAAACAAUACAUUAAUAUACCAUAGCAAUAAAAAGAGCAGGAGCGAGAUGAAAAAGGGGAUCCAGCCCGCCCUGGAGCAGUACCUGGUGACCGCCGGGGCUGGGGAGGGGGCGGCCGCCGCCGCAGCCUCCAUGGACAAAAGGGCACUGCUGGCCGGCCCCGGCUUCGCCGCCGCCCCCACGGGCGCGUACAUCCAGAUCCUCACCACGAGUGCGUCCACCACCUCCUGCUCCUCCUCUCUCCAAGGCGGCGCGGUCGCCGCCGGCCCCCUCCCCAGUGCCCCCGGCGCGGAGCACACCGCCGGCAGCCUCUACGCCACGCCGCACGGACCCUCCGGCAGAGCCGCGCUGCUGCAGCGGCCGCCAGCGCCGGGACGCGGCGGCGGCGGCCCUCCGGCAAAGCGAAGGCUGGAGCUGGGAGAAAGCGGACAUCAGUACCUCUCAGAUGGUCUAAAAACCCCCAAGGGCAAAGGAAGAGCCGCAGGACGGAGUCCAGACAGCCCCAAAACUCCAAAAUCUCCCUCAGAAAAAACACGGUAUGAUACAUCCCUUGGUCUGCUCACCAAGAAGUUCAUCCAGCUGCUGAGCCAGUCGCCCGACGGGGUCUUGGAUCUGAACAAGGCCGCAGAGGUGCUGAAAGUGCAGAAGAGGCGGAUUUACGACAUCACCAAUGUCCUGGAAGGCAUCCACCUCAUCAAGAAGAAGUCCAAAAACAACGUGCAGUGGAUGGGCUGCAGUUUGUCUGAGGAUGGGGGCCUCCUGGCCCAGUACCAAGGCCUGUCCAGAGAAGUGACCGAGCUCAGCCAGGAAGAGAAGAAACUAGAUGACCUCAUCCAGAGCUGCACCCUGGACCUCAAACUGUUAACUGAGGAGUCAGAGAAUCAAAGAUUAGCUUAUGUUACAUAUCAAGAUAUUCGAAAAAUCAGUGGCCUUAAAGACCACACUGUUAUAGUUGUGAAAGCCCCUCCAGAAACACGACUUGAAGUGCCUGACCCAAUAGAGAGCCUGCAAAUACAUUUGGCAAGUACCCAAGGACCCAUUGAGGUUUAUCUGUGUCCAGAAGAGACCGAAACGCACAGCCCAGUGAAAACAACCAACCAAGACCACAAUGGGAAUAUCCCUAAACCCACUUCCAAAGACUUGGCUGCAACCAACUCAGGACAGAGCGACUGCUCGGUUUCUAUGGCGAACCUCUCCCCGCUGGCCUCCCCGGCCAACCUUUUACAGCAGACGGAAGACCAGAUUCCUUCCGGCCUAGAAGGGCCGUUUGUGAACUUGCUGCCUCCCCUGCUCCAAGAAGACUAUCUCCUAAGCCUCGGGGAGGAAGAAGGCAUCAGCGACCUCUUCGAUGCCUACGAUUUGGAAAAGCUCCCGCUGGUGGAAGACUUCAUGUGCAGUUGAUUCUGCUUUGUGGGAACCCCCUUAUAGCCCCAUAUUUUUUAUUAUGGAACCAGAACAUCUGUCAUGCAGUGUCGUCCCUUCCCACCUUCUUCCUCCAGGAUAGAAUCAUGAAGUAAACUGCAGACUUCAGAACAAAGCUAAUGUUUUAACGAAUUAAACAAGAAAUUGUCUAAACGCACAGUUGCAGGCUCCCCGGGGAAGCCCUGCUCUGCCCCAGGCUCCAAAAUCUCCUGGACGAUCAGCAAGCGAGAAAUGUGCAAUCAGGUGUCUCUCACCCGUGCUUCCCUCCCUUCCUCCCGGACUGGCUUGCUGUGCCUAACGGAUGCGCUGUAGAAUGGGGUCUGGCCGCCUGGCCCGCUCGGAAACAGCAAGCUUCCUUAGCAGCAUUUAAAGCCGUGCCUUCUCCGCAGAACGCAUGUCUCUGGGGUCCGCUCGCGUGGAACGGAACGGCAGGGACUCUGCACUUGAAGUCAUGCAAACGUAUGGAAUGGAUUUCUUCAGCUCUUCUUAGGAAUAUUUAAAUUACUGUCAUAACAGCCUAAGCUAUUGACCAUGUGUCCCACUCGGAGGUCAGGAGGACCUUCGCAGCCUUUCGGACGAAGACCCUGUGUUCAGAUACUCGUUGCAGAUGAAAAGGGUAGAUAGAGGUCGGCCUCUAGGCUGCGGUGGGUUUCCUGUCUCCGUAAACCGCUCCUGCUCCCCUGCCCCCACCCCAUUUGUGAAUUUAAGUUGAUUUGUAGCAGAUGCGGACUUAGUUCUUUGUGGGAUUGUUUUAGACUUAUUUUUUUAGCUGCCAUGUAAGCAUUCCUGUGGCACCAUCACCAUUUCAAUCUAAUUGCCCACUUUGAAGCGGUUUUUUUGCUCACUCAAAUAGUUUAAGCAGAGGUAGAGAACCUCUACCGAUCGGAGUGUCCAAACCGUGUGGUCCCAGGUUUCUGAGCCCCUGCGGAAGCGGUGCCCCGCGCCUGCUUCCCGGGAGGACAACCGGGCCUGGCCGCGGAAAGGGCUCCGGCCGCCGCACUCAGGGACGCAAGGCUCCGGGAGGGGCGGGCGGAGCUGGCGGAGCGGGAUGCCAGGGUCGGUGGCGGGGGGCGGCGGUGCCCCGGUCCAGGCCCCGCCCCCAAUUCCGGCCCCGCCCCGGCCAGCAGAUCCCCAGGGCUUCCCGCUCGCCCCGGCCCCGGCCGCUCCCGCUGCGGGCGGCCUCACUGCCUGGCGCCCACUCCUUGGAUGCCGAAGCCCGCGGGAGUGGGGGACCCAUUUGUAAAAACCUCAAAACGAACAGUUACAUUGAAAGGCCCUAUUCCUGACACAGUAACCCUGGAACCACGUGUUUGAUUGAAUGGAAAACAUCCCUGAAGGAAAACAAAACGCAGCGGAAAACCAGGAGAGCCCCCCAGCCUUCUCUCGGUGGGUUUUCACGGUAUGCAAAGCGGCGGUGGGAUCAAAACAAGGACCCAGCACUUUAAGCUGUUUGUGUGGGUGUGCGUGGGUGUGCGUUUGGGAAGGAAAACAAAGGUGCAGAUCACCCUCCUUUUUCUCCGGCCCCCAUCCCAGCCUCCUCCCCUCACACACACUGGACCCGGUACAAAAUAUCCCGUGUGGUGGAGAAUCCCUGGGGCGGGGAGGGAGGGAGCUUUGUGUCAAGUGCCUACUGGAAAUGCACUGUGGGGUUUUUUCCUGUAUGGGAAACCACUUACGCCAAGCUUUUCCCCAGUUCCCAUAUUUAUCUUGUCCGGUUAGCUGCCUCUGCUUCCAGCUCUGUGUGCUUCUCCUUGCCAGCUGCACAAAGCUGAUUUUUUCCCAAAGUCUAAAGACUGAGCUCACCUGGCUAGGUUGUUCGUGUGUUCUGUUGAAUUCCUCGUUAAACCUUUUCGUAAUGUAAUGCCGUAUUUAUUGUUUUAAAAAUGAAAGGAAUACUAACAAGUCUUAAAAGUUCCUUCAUGCAUAAGAUUUUUUCCAGUUAAUGGGCAUAACUGGUGCACAUGAAUUAGAUGUUCAUACUGUAUUCCGUUUGCAUUAGUCAUUUUCUCUUUGAUAAAGUGUCUGGCACACCAAGUGGGUUAGUGCUACAGGAUUUGUGUUACUUUUAAGUACUAAGUAUGCAGGUUUCCUGGUACCAUUGAGUUGCUGCUAUUAAAGCUCACACAUGAAAUGGCUAAAAGUUACAAAUGUGCGAAUUAUGACUGCGUGAGCCUUAGAAAAUAAAAUGUGUAAAGGGUAAAGGUAACACAUGAGCUGUCAGUGUUAGGUGUGUGUGUGUAUGUACAGAGCUGUGCAUAGCAGUCGUUUUAUUUAAGUUGGUAUGUAGUCUACUCACGUUUUCAUUAUCUAGCAGUUUUGUAAAAAAAUAGCAAUUAAUUUGUAAACACUGCCAGAAUAUUUUCUAGGUGGUUUGUAAUUUUUUUAAUUAAUAUUUUCUUGUGUUUCUUCGCUGUGGUUCUUGUUUUCAUUUUUGUUGUAAGUGUAGAUCUGUAAAUAAAAUUGCAGUAUUUAAAGCUUUAGCUUUCAGGAAAAAGAGAGUGAGAACUCAGUGUGUGCAUGACACGUCGUGUGUGUGUGAGAGGAGGGCUCUGAAGGAAGGUGCCCCGCAGAAGGAGGGCGGCACAUGAUUUUGUCAAAAGGAAGUAUUCCUCCCAAAACUGGGAGUAGGCAAACUACUAAUCAGUUUAGCUUUGUGUUGUAUGCUAGUUUAAAAAGAAAAUAUGUAAUAUAAUGUAAAAAAAAAAAAAAAGCUUUUAUGAUGGAUUUUGUAAAUAGAUUUGUUACAGGGUAACCUGUUCUCUAGCUGUGAUCUUACCACUUCAAAUGGGUGUAAUUUGAAUAAAUUUUGUAUGGUAAAGGAUCAAUAAAAUGACUUUUUUUUU